AGCUCUGGGUAAUAUGGCGACUAGGUGGCGACCAAUGGCAUUCUCUGUUACAUUAUGUCCCCGGGUAGUUUGACAAUAUGGUAUCAACGGGUACUACCGAACCUAUUAAUUCAUCAAUUAGUUGUUGAACCUGUAGUCGUGUUUCAGUCUGUGAGAAACCUAGGUUAUUAACACGCGUUAACAGAGAAUUCCUAACCUUCUUAGACAACCAUGUGUAAUCCGGCGUUUACCGGGGACUGAAUUAUUUUACUCUCUGGAUAUCUGUAAACUACUUAAUGAUAAAACACACGUAAAAUGCCUGCAAUUAAACACGUGGUGAUGGUUUUGUCAGUGUGUGUAGGCGUGGUCUCCUCAGCACCCGUAGGUCUAUUCCCUUCCAUUCCUAUUCAAGGUCGGUUGGUUGGAGAGGCGUCCUCUAUAGAUACAUCCGACUUCAACAGAUGGCUUAUGCAAUUGUUUACACAGCGCUCUUAUAUUGAUUGGCUGGGACGGACACGUGGUGUAAAUUUCCAGCCCGGGGGUAGCGAGUACAGAGGUGGCACAAGCGACCUUUACACUGGAGGAACUAGUUAUCCCUUUCUCACAGGAAGACUAGAGGAGGAGGGUGACUCCAUUGUUCCGCCGUCGGAAUUGAACGUCGUCCGUGACUACACUCCCCCAACCAAGACCAUUGAUGUACAUCAACCUACGGUCCAGAGGGAUUUCCAAGCGGAUAAUAUCGUAUUCCCUCAAACGAUCAACCCUAACGACAGGCCACGCCUCCAAAUCCCUGUCCUGUCUCUACAGGAAUCCGGAAGACUUGUUGAUUCAAUCCGUCCUUCCUCCGACACCAUACCAAAUGACUUAGUUAUCAUUAGGGACCGGCUAACGGAGAACACGGAGGACCCGCUGAAAAACGCAAACAUCGUAAAGCCGUUCAUACAUUCCAGACUGUCUGAUUCUGGUCAAGCAACAGCAAACAUCAAUGUUCACACAGCUACACGCUCACCCGUACAAAUGGGUACAUCCGGGAAUUUUGCGGAGUCAAAAGUUGAGCGUAAUAAGAACAACCCAGAUCUUCUACAAGAGACUACUAUUGUUCAAGUUCCCACAGUUACUGGCGCACAAGGGGAUACGCCAGAUAAUCUACCUGUAGAAAGAGAUCGUGAGGGAGCUCCCGCCUCCCAGACUGUACCCCCAGACCUCGUGAUUAUACGGGACAGCGUGGCGAAUGAGGACAGUGGUCAUAUCAUCACCACGAGAGCAGUGACAGACACCGGAACAGCGGUCUCCACUAAAACAGUCGGGAACGGGAUCAUCGUACUUCUACCGAUAGGCGGAGGAAAAUAGUGGGGGAAAUAGACAUGAUUUUAGAUGUGAACUCCAUGGAUCAUUUUGCCUACUUCGAUAUUUUAAAAAUGUUAACAAGAAAAAAUAAAAAACGAUCCCAAAAGUUUUCUCCAAAGGAUUUAUUUUUGUGCCUGGAACAUUAAUAUUUUGCAGUAAUUCAUACACAUGUAUUUGUGUUUAUCAUAUAGGUUUUUACGAAUAACGUGCUUGUUGAUGUGGGAAAUAGCAUGUCUGUUAAUGUGGAAAAUAUCAUGUUGAUGUGAAAAUAACAUGCCUGUUGAUGUGGAAAAUAACAUGUUGAUGUUAAAACUAACAUUGUGUGUUGAUGUGGAAAAUAACAUGUUGAUGUAAAAAUAACAUUGUCUGUUGAUGUGGAAAAUAACACGUUGAUGUAAAAAUAACAUGCCUGUUGAUGUGGAAAAUAACAUGUGGAUGUAAAAAUAACAUUGUCUGUUGAUGUGGAAAAUAACAUGUGGAUGUAAAAAUAA
Messenger RNA from Ostrea edulis (European flat oyster), 1817 nucleotides. RefSeq lists its product as uncharacterized. The transcript has 4 exons. Lineage: Eukaryota; Metazoa; Mollusca; Bivalvia; Ostreida; Ostreidae. The record is from RefSeq and is a predicted model, not a curated record. The coding region runs from base 295 to 1329 and encodes 344 amino acids.